AGCGAAUCGGCAGAGGGCAGGCGACUACCCAGUCGGACGUUUCGAGACAGAUUUGGAUCUUGGAUCUGAGGCGAACUACAACACGAUGCGAUCAUGGUUGGAAGAAUGCCAACAAAAGCACCCUCAUUGCCUGGACCGAGAACAUGGACCUUCUGAACUGCCCACUCGAGUCGUAGACGUGGGGGUUACGCCUGCCGGUAUCGAGUCUCACCCAGCCAGUGUCCAAAUUCUGUGCUCUCAGGGCAUGCGAGCGAACUACAUCGCCCUGAGUCAUUGCUGGGGCGGUACGAUCAAAAUGGUAUUAAAGGAGAGCCGCUUGGCCGAGUUCCAGAAUGCCAUUUCCACUUCGUCCUUGCCGCGUAAUUUUCGAGACGCCAUCGCCAUCACACGCAAUCUUGGCAUCAGGUACCUAUGGAUCGACUCUCUUUGCAUCAUUCAAGAUUCAAGGAGCGACUGGGAGAAGGAAUCCAAAAAGAUGGGCCAUGUUUAUCGCAACGCCUUUCUGACAAUAUCCGCCAUGGCCGCUGAGGGGAGCGAAGGUGGCAUCCUUGGCCCAUGGCCAACCAUCGACUUCCCGAAGCCAGCAACUGUGCGGGUUUUCCCUAGUGGCGAUGAAAACAAUGCUGUUGUGAGACUGCAUCUGGACCAUUGCGAGAAUUUCCCAAGUUGGUAUCAGGAGACGGCGCAGUCCCCUCUCAACUCUCGUGGUUGGGUCCUGCAAGAAAUGGUCCUCUCGCCUCGCAAUCUCUAUUUUGGGUCCAAGAUGAUCUACUGGAGAUGCCCUGAGGUGCUGAAGGGCUCCGACGGUGCCCCGUUGCUCAGAGUGAGGCCGUACCCCAUUGAGGAGUACCGUCACAUCAGCGCCAUCAUCCACCCAAACACACAGCAUGAGCCCCUUGCCCACGACUUGAGGCUGCUUCUCACUAACUACUACGACGUCGUGCAAGAAUACACCAGUCGCAAGCUGAGUGUCGCCUCCGAUAAGCUGCCGGGCAUUGCCGGAAUAGCCUCCAAUCUCACCCCCAAACUAGGCCCAUACCUCGCUGGGCUGUGGGCUCACGAUAUUCAUUGUGGAUUGCUUUGGUCAGCUACCACCUUGCCGUUAUCGGAAACAUUUCUUGCGCCAUCAUGGUCCUGGGCGUCGAGAGACGGGCGAGUUUCAAUUGGCAAUGAUGCUCCGAGUUCCCAAUUCAACCUUGACGAAUGGCAGCUCCAGAUAGUCGAACACUACAUCAGCUUGAGAAACCCAGACAUCCCUUUCGGGGAAGUGACAGGAGGGCAACUCAUCGUUCAGGGGUGGACAAUGCCUCUCGUCUGGGGGAAAGACGCCGUUAUUACAAGCUUAAAUAGCAGUCGGUUGAGGUUUGAUGCUAGGGAAGAAGAUAUGGCUAUGAUAUUAUCCAAGGAUUCGAACUUGGGAACUUGCUUUCUCUACCAGAUUCGGGAUUCCAACAAGUCUGUUGAGAAAUCCACCCGUCAGUUUGCAGCUAGUGAGGAGGGCAAGCUUGAGGGGCAGGUUUAUGUUGCGCUCAUGGUCGUAGCACGUCGCGGCCUACGGGCCAUGCGUUCUUGGGAUAUAUCAGAAGGUUCAAUUUCUGUAGUUGGGAUAGAUGGCUUAGUGCUCUGUCCGCGGGGUGAAAAAUACAUACGAGUAGGAAGAUUUAAAUGCUCCCUGGAUGAGGAUUCUUUAGGGAACUGGCCUCAGAUAUGGGUAAAGCAGAGGUUAGUUCUGAUAUAG
Ilyonectria robusta is the source of this 1738-nucleotide messenger RNA. Its product is annotated as heterokaryon incompatibility protein-domain-containing protein. The record is from RefSeq and is a predicted model, not a curated record. The transcript has a single exon. NCBI's taxonomy places the organism in Eukaryota, Fungi, Ascomycota, Sordariomycetes, Hypocreales, Nectriaceae. Bases 86 to 1738 code for a protein of 550 amino acids.